Molecule: messenger RNA, 4199 nt
Organism: Coregonus clupeaformis (lake whitefish)
Lineage: Eukaryota; Metazoa; Chordata; Actinopteri; Salmoniformes; Salmonidae
Gene: slc22a15
Product: solute carrier family 22 member 15
Exons: 12
Coding region: 75-1589 (504 amino acids)
Biological process (GO): transmembrane transport
Cellular component (GO): membrane
Molecular function (GO): transmembrane transporter activity
Source: RefSeq, a predicted model, not a curated record
UCCACGUUUGCGAAAUGAUGUUUGCGCAGUCCGUCAAAUUGGUGUGAUGUGCUUGAAUAUUGUUUCCUCUUGGAAUGGAUUUAGAAGAGGCAUUUCAAUUAGUCGGAGAAUUCGGAUCAUAUCAGAAGCAGAUGGUGUUGGUUCUUGUGUUGCUACAGGUGUAUAUGGCAUGCCAGUCCAUGCUCAUUGUGCUCGUUGGAGCUAUACCAGAAUACGACAUUGAACAAGGUGACCACGCCAACCAUGAGGAGCUCAUCAAACACAUUACAUUUACAGAGGACGUCAACUCCAUCGUGACGGAGUGGUUCCUUCUAAAGCAACAGGCUUACAAGGUCAGCUUGGCAGGCUCUUUGUUCUUCGCUGGGGUCUUGGUUGGAAAUGUUUUUUUUGGACCCCUCUCUGACAAGAUUGGAAGGAAACCAGUCUUCCUAACAGCUCUGUUCUUUGAGGUGUUGUUUGGCUAUGCCACAGCCUUUGCUCCCAGCUAUGAGGUGUUUGCUUUGUCGCGCUUGCUGGUGGGUCUGAUGAAUGGGGGCAUGUCCCUCGUCUGUUUUGUGCUCACCCAGGAGUAUGUGGGCAAGUCCUACUGGGCCAUGACAGGGACCUUGACUAAUAUGACCUUUGCUGUGGGAAUUGCCCUGUUUGGUGCCCUUGGCUACUAUAUCAGACCUUGGCGUAACCUGGCAACAGCAGCUAAUUCUCCUGGCGUCCUGUUUUUUCUUCUUUGUGUGACUCUCCCGGAGUCUCCACGCUGGCUGUAUUCCCGUGGUUACACGGAGAAGGCAGAGGAGGUUUUGCGGUACAUGGCCGUGCGGAAUGGGAACGGCAACGCUGCAGCCAAAGUGAAGCUCCGUAUGUGUCCUGGCUCUGUCAAGACUGGUAACCAGGGCAACAAUGGCCCUGGCCUCCUCGACCUGUUCACCCACCCAGUGCUCCGCAGGAGAACUGUGGUGCUCAUGUAUGUCUGGUAUUCCUGCAGCCUGGUGUACUAUGGGCUGACCAUGAAUGCCAGUGAGGACAGUGGGAACCGCUACUUCAGUGUUGCCAUGUAUGGACUGGUGGAGCUCCCGGCCUACCCUCUCUGUAUCUAUUUCAUAAACAAGCAGUGGGCUGGGAGAAGGAAAACCAUGGCCAGCUUUCUGGGUUUAGCUGGCUUGUCAUGUCUAUGCACCAUGUUUAUCCCUGGAAAUGCUGGGGCAUUGUUCAAUGCUACCUCUUUAGCUUUGUUAGGAAAGCUGUUGGUCAGUGCGGCUUUCAACAUAGUGUACGUCUACACUACUGAACUGUACCCCACUGUUAUAAGGAACGCUGGUCUUGGGGUCUGCUCAAUGUCUUGCAGAGUCGGAGGGAUCCUGGCCCCUUUCGUGCCCUCUUUGAGAGACUUACACACCUCUAUGCCCUUCAUGGUAUUCUGUCUCAGUGGGAUCUCUGCUGGCUGCCUGGGUCUCCUUCUCCCUGAGACACUCAACAAACCUGUGGCAGAGACACUGGAUGAGCUCCGCAGUCCUGCUUACCACCGCAUUGUAGAGACAGAGACACACUUGUUUGAAGAGGACCAAUCGAAAACAAAGCAUAAACUGAAUCAGUGACUUACUCUUUGAACGAGAGAACAGUCAGCGGCAAUCCGACAGAACAGUCAGAGGCAAUCCACAGGAGAGACUCUCGAAGCCUGUCCACACACACACAAGUGAGAGGGACCCGAUGCUCUGUUUCCAUGGUGAAGCAAGGACGGGUCUAGCUACAUGCCGUGAUGGAUGGUGGUCCAUUUUACAGGGAACGGCACACAUGUUUACAAUGUUAUUUUGUUUCUGUGUGUGUGUUAUAUGUUUUGUACUGUAUAGUGAAAUGUGAAGUGCCUUCUAAAUUCGCAGUUUAUACAACAGUGAAUUUAUCAAGUCGAAUGUGAUAUCAAGUAAUCAUGUGAUCAAAUGGAAGAGAACUACAAUUUCUGCCAAAGUUUUCAGUUUCUACUUUGCCAACUAGUCAUCGGGGGCCUAAUUUAUAAUCAUUGCGUACAUUUCAUACUAAAUAGCUGCCUGCGCCAUUUCUGAAAAGACUGCAAGCACAAAAAUAUUGAGAUUUAUAAACUUGGCACACGCAAUUCAUAUGCAGGUUUCCCAUUAUAAAUCAGACCUGUCAUGAAACUGUGAACAAGCAUUUACUCCACCUGAAAAACGCCCAUCAUUCACCUUUUAUGGUGACAAUAAUGCCCUUAUUUUCUGUAUAGAAGUAUUGGAAUUAGGCCAAGACAGUAUCUAAAGGAAAUGGCAAUGGUGACCUUGAUCAAAUGUCUUUGGAGGGAUUGGCAGAAUGUUUUAUUUUGCAGUGACAUUUGUGGUAUCUGACAUUUUCUGAAAGACAGAAACAAUUGCACAUUUUUGUGGACAUGUAAACAGAUCGUCUAAAUGCAAUAAUGUUUUGCAUUAACUUUUUCCCGAACCUAAAUAUGCUGCACUGCCCCCGAAUUCUGAAACAUUGUCUACUCGAAAAAAUGUAGACAGUGGGCCUACUUACAGUGGUAGCCUACACACUUCAAUGCAAAAUAUCAACUGUCUGUUCACCUGUCAAAUUCUACUGUAUGUUAUAAACCACGCACCCUAUUGGAUACAUAGGCUGUUAUAAUUUCAAGUUUUUGCUCUAACUAAUCAUCCCUAUUAAAUGUGAGAUGCGCAUGGUAAUUUGUUGUAUGGCUACUACGGGAAUAUAAACUCAUGGCCAGAAAAGGUGAGGAAUUAAUUUCGCAAUGGUUAUGAUAUGUAUUAUGUUUAUAAAUUAAAUAUUUUCUACACUAGACAUUUCACAUUACAUUACUUGGACGCAGCCUGUGAACAGUCUGUUCUACUGUUAAACCAAACUUCAGAUCGCAUAGAGCAAAAUAGGCUACUUGAAAUAGCUUAUCUGUUUACUACUGUGAAGUGUGUACAAUUAAGUGAGCGACGGGACAAAUUGUAGUUUAUCUUAACUUGUAUCCUAUAGGCUAUUUUGCAAGUAGCCUAUGAAACAUCAGUCAGAAAAGGUGAGGAAUUUAUUCUGAAAUGAUAUAAUGGAAAUGAAAUAAAUAAUAGAAAAUAUAUACCUAUUUCGAAUAAUUUUAGAAUGCGAAGAUACAUUGCUUUUCUCACUAAUGGAAAAUGAUAGCAUCUUAUUUAGCUAGGCCUACCUGUUUUUUGUUGUUAUGAAUAAGUGUCAUCAUAUAUUCCCAAUUUGUAGAAGGCUACUUACUACUAUAAUACUUUUGCCUUCUUGCAAUGUAGGACUUCAACCACUAGAAACUGCGAAUGCAUGGUCUAAAGUGUGCGGGGAGGAUAGCACAUUCUCACGUCAAGUUCAGUUUUUAUAAAUGCCAACUUUUGCGUGAAAAUAGGCACAUGCAUGUUUUUGGACAUAUUUUGUGUGUACGCAACGUUUAUAAAUCAGGCCCCUGAAGCCUAUAGUUUAAAUGGUUUGUUUCAGGUUCCAUAUAAAUAUAAUUUCCAUGUGUUCUGCUGGUCAGAUCAUACGCUAGUUACAAUGUGAAUACAGAUUAUGUAUAAAUAUCUAUCUAUAUUGGAGACAGUGACGAUUUGUACAGUAUUCCAAUACCCCCUCAGGUAAUUGGUUUACAUUGUGUUGAUUCAGGACUUAUAAUUGUUAAUAUUACAGCAAGUAACACCAAUUGUGAAUAGUAGCUUGCAUAAUUAUAUUGUGAUGUAUAAUAUCAUUAUGAGAAUGACAGUGGCACAUGGAACUACUGCACAUGUAAUAAUCUGCCCCCCCCCCCCACCCCACCGGAACAGGGUGCAUUGUAAUGUUCAUGGACAUUUUAAUGUUUCAUAUCUCAAUAGUGUUUAAGAAAAGUAAUUAUAACGGUCACUGCCUGAACUCAGGUCGCGUUUGGCCUUUUCCCCCGGUGAGGUGAUUGUGUCACCAUUGACGCAGACAGGAGAGGCCCAGAUCAACCAUAUUGCCCAGAAGCUCUCAUCAAAGACGGAAGUAACCGCAUAAUGUUUUCCCCCCAUCACUUAUAAUUAUGCCUUAUGGCAGUUGGCCCAUACCACCGGUUCAGUAAGUAGUUGGAGCAGGUUGAAGAGUUGAAACCGUAAUCAUUGUUUUGAUUUAUAUUCCUCUGACACUGUAUGCUUGCCAGCACAGAAAUCCCCUGUUGAAGUAAAUAAACAAUCUCCAACAAAAGUUUGUUGAAAUGAGGUGUUGAAUUGCAA